Histoplasma mississippiense is the source of this 2871-nucleotide messenger RNA. RefSeq lists its product with no specific name. The record is from RefSeq and is a predicted model, not a curated record. The transcript has 5 exons. Gene Ontology annotation, cellular component: cytoplasm; nuclear membrane. Bases 1 to 2871 code for a protein of 956 amino acids. Gene Ontology annotation, biological process: protein import into nucleus. Lineage: Eukaryota; Fungi; Ascomycota; Eurotiomycetes; Onygenales; Ajellomycetaceae.
AUGCUUAUACAUGUCCUCAAUGCUCCUGGGAAUGCUGGAAUUGCCAGAUCUAUCCAGGAGAGGUUGCAGGCAAUCCAAAAGUCGGAGGCGGGGUGGGCCAUUGCAGAUGGACUUUUGGCCAGUGAUGACGCCAAUGCAAGAUUCUUUGGUGCCCUCACCUUGACCGUUAAAAUCCAUCAGGACUGGGAACAUCUUGGGGAAGAAAAAGCCAAAGGGCUUUUGGAGCAUCUGAUAAAUAACUUCGUCUCGAUGGUCUCAAGGAACGAAGCGGCAGUAGCCAUGAGGAAAUUUAUGUCAACAUUGACUACCUUCUUUUUCAAGCCUGAAGCUCCCUGGACUCAUUGCAUACGACAUGUUGCUAUUGCCAUGGCUAGUGGAAAGUGCCUCCCAGAAGAUCAGUGCGAGCAGGAAAGUUUCGAAAAGCUCGCUCUGCCUUCGCUCAGUUAUGAACGGAUGCUCCCGCUUUUGUCCUUUUCUACUACCCUAGCUGAAGAGUCAUCACGGUAUUCCCUGAGCCAGUCCCAAUAUCAGGGAUGCAAUAUAUCUGAUAGAGCAUGGCUUAUUGCAAUCCGAGGAGACCGCGUCUCUCUAGACGAUCUUCCAAAAGUAGUCGCCGUACCUUUGAAUUAUUCCGUUCAGUUUUUAGCGGUGCCUGAACUUGCAGAGAUGGCAAUGGAACUUCUUGCCGAAAUUCUUAGUAGCUAUGCAAAACUACUGGGAAUUGAACACCUGACUGCAAUCCUGCAAUUCCUCUCAGGAAAUUUCGGGGAAAAGUAUGCCUUGGCUCUAUUAAACGGGGAUUAUGAUGAGGACUCUAUGCGAUUCUUGGAUUUAUUACUGCGAUAUGCAACGACGGUCCAUACCCAACUCUUCACUGGAGAAUUAAAUGAACAGCAACGAAGGAUCCUUUUCUUGCUUCAUACCCUUUUCCGCGGACCAGGGUUCGCAGAAGUUGACGAUAAAGCGAGUUCACUUCUUCUGGAAUAUUGGACUGAGGCAGCUGAUGAUAUUAACGAUUAUAUCAUGCAGCGCGGUGUGGACGUUUUCCCAAAUCGUGUAAAAGGGGAGUUUGCACAAGUCGUCGCUUACUGUUAUGACAAGCUCCGGUAUCCUGAUUCGUCAGUACUGAAGGGGUGGGACGACGACGACGUGAGAAACUUCAAUGGAUUCAGACGUGACUUCGCAGACUUCUUGCUGGCCACCUAUUCUCUUCUAGGAUUUGACCUUAUUGAAAAGCUCGUUGAGCGAGCAACUAGCUUGAUGAACACCAACAUAUGGGACGGUUUUGAAGUAGCAAUAUUUUGUCUUGGUUUCUUGGCUGACUCUGUUGCGGAUAGUUCGAAAGUGGACAAGCUACUUCACACGAUUUUUCAUUCCGAAAUAUUCGAUGGCAUUUGUUUUAACCGAAUUUCCAUUCCUAUGAAGCCUCGUCAGACCCUAUCUGACAUGAUUGCAAGGUACACAUCAUACUUUGAACGCAACCACGACCUUCUUCCACGAGUCCUCAACUUUCUGUUCAAUUCCCUUGAUGCUCCGUCAUGCGACCAAGCUGCGUCCAAAUCCAUUUCAUUCCUCUGUCAGAACUGCCGCCAAGCACUCCCAAUGUACGUCGAUGAUUUUAUAAGUAAGCUGGAUCAGCUUCGCUCCAAUUCCUCCGUUAAUGUCACUACUCUUGAGCGAGUAUCCGAGGGCAUUGCUGCAGUUGUACAAGCGGCCACUUCAAAUACGGCCCGGGCAACAUGCCUGGUGAAACUACUAAUUCCCCUUCAUCAGUUAGCAGAACAAGCCAGAGUAGAAGCCCAAUCAGGCCAGUACGAUGACGCGCUUGAAAAGGGGAUCGGGAUAAUGCGUUGCACCGCAAGCAUAGGCAAGGGGUUUCGAGCUCCUGAUGACGCCGUGAUCGACCUAGAUACAGAGGCAGCAAGUGAAAGCACAGAUACUUUCUGGACCAGCGAUGAACUCGGCAAAUCACCACAGGCUUACGUGAUUCAGAUUCUGGAGCUCUUAAUAGGCACAUUCCCUACUGAUGGUGACAUAAUCGAAGCUACAUGCGAUAUUCUCAAGGCGGGAUAUACAGAACGCACGCCGGGCCCAUAUGUCCUACCACCUCAAAUUACUAUCCGCUUCAUCAAGGCUGCUAGCGUUAACUCACCUCGCUUCCCGACAAUUAUGGGAACGGCCUCCGCUUUUCUAGCUUCUCACUCUGCUCAUCCCUCAGCAGUCCAAGAUGAAGCCACUGAACUAAUAAUCCACGCCUAUGAACUCAUGAACUUCGUGAGCGCCCAGCCGGAUCAAUACGAUCCGGAGGUCGCGCAUAGCUGCAUUGAUUUUCUCAACCUGAUGUUGCCCAAAUACAAAACAGCAUUUUUUAACCUUAUCCACGCGCCUACACCCCAGCACAGUGUCGUCGUUCCCACGAUCCUCACAUUCACACUGGCAGUACUGAAACGCCACGACCCUCUCCCUCUCCGGUCUGCUUCCGUAUUCUGGUCCACCCUAUUCUCCCUCACAGAUCUGCCAGUUGAGCUCCAACCAGGGACGGGCGGUUCUAUCACGGGACACCCGGUUGCCACGGCAGCUAACGGUACAAUUCCCCAACAUGCGCAGCAUUUCUUCGACACCUGCCUCGCAUCACUUGGAAAUAUACUUAUGUAUCACAUAUCAGGUCACUGCGCACGCUCGGACCUUGACUACCUGUGUGAGGUUAUUAAGAAGUUCAUAUUCCACUACCAGGGUGCGGCACGUGUGCAUUUGGGGGCCGCGCUGGCGGGAAUGGAUAGUUCAACUGCACCAGGUGAGCCGGGAGGGGGAGGACGGGUGCCGGAGAAGGCAGAGCGAGAAAGAUUCUUAUCAUCUAUACAUGCUCGCUGA